This is a messenger RNA of Triplophysa dalaica, 1057 nucleotides long. It is a transcript of the gene cnep1r1, whose product is annotated as CTD nuclear envelope phosphatase 1 regulatory subunit 1. The record is from RefSeq and is a predicted model, not a curated record. Gene Ontology annotation, cellular component: cytoplasm; Nem1-Spo7 phosphatase complex. Lineage: Eukaryota; Metazoa; Chordata; Actinopteri; Cypriniformes; Nemacheilidae. The transcript is spliced from 6 exons. Bases 93 to 470 code for a protein of 125 amino acids.
UCCUCGAUUGGCUGCUGCAUGCGGACCGCAGCUGCUGCGUGCGUGUGUCUGCAGGCCUGUAUUGAACGACUGCAACACUUGGGGCACGAGCAAUGAAUUCAUUAGAGCAAGCCGAAGACCUGAAGGCAUUUGAGAGGAGGUUGACAGAGUAUGUCUCUUGUUUACAGCCGGCUACAGGCCGUUGGCGCAUGAUUCUUAUUGUGGUGUCUGUAUGCACAGCCACCGGAGCCUGGAAUUGGCUGAUAGAUCCAGACACUCAAAAAGUUUCUUUCUUCUCAUCUUUAUGGAAUCAUCCGUUUUUCACCAUUAGCUGUGUGACUCUUAUUGGCUUAUUUUUUGCUGGAAUUCACAAACGAGUUGUUGCUCCAUCAAUUAUUGCUGCACGCUGCCGGACAGUACUAGCAGAAUAUAACAUGUCCUGUGAUGAUACGGGGAAGCUUAUACUGAAGCCACGGCCUCAUAUCCAGUAGAACAUUUGAAGAAAGAGGAGCUGAAACAACUUCAUAUCAUAAUAUUAAUAACUGAGAUUGCACAUGGGCCUCAAUGCAAGGAGAUUAUCCAAAGUGUGUGGGAACUGGUCUCACAAAAAUUUGGGAAGAAACCGUGGGAACUCAGAAGGAAAUGCCCUCCCUUGAAGAACCAUUGUUUUUGCAAUUUUAGAUAACAUCCUUACUACUUCUUAUUUUUCUUUUGGAAAAUUUGAGUUUUAUUUGAUUGUGGCUUUUGAUAUAAUCGUCUGUAAUGCCAUGGUCUUAUUUUAGAUGAAACAUGGUGUUUGUAUUUUUAAGCAAAUUGCUGAACAUAUAAUAAAUAUUAAAGUGUAGAUAAUUGUUCAGUUGGAAAUGACUUUGACUUAUCUACGCAAAAUUUAAAUGUUAUGCGUAUGAUUUGCUACUUUUGUUGUUUUUAAUACAAUUUUAUGCAACCAAAGGCUGCACUACUUGUUGAGGGAAAUAAGCAAACGUGUCUCAAAUCUGUGUCAUGGUUAUCAAGAUUUUAUUUACUUUCACAAAAUGUUUAAGUGACUUAUGUUGGCAAUAAAAAAGUUUUGAGCGGA